AUGAUAAGAAAAUCAUUUACAAUAAUAUCAGUUUGGCCGCGAGUAUCUGCGCGCAUUUACUAUUUAAUUAGACCUGGAAGCGGCACAAGUGAUUGCGAUUUGAGUACAGAUUACAUUAUCCGAAAAACAGAUAAACCUUCAUUUGAGCUUCAGUUCUCCGACGGGAGUUGCGGCCUAAAGAUGAACAAGAAGAAGUGUUUCACACCGGAUAAGUUAGUUUGCUACGUUAUGGGACUUCUUGUUGUUGUUGCCGCUACUGCUGCGGUCAUAAUGAUUGUAAGGACGUCAAUCUGUGAUUCUCAAGAGGUGGACUUUGCUGAAAAGAAGCCCAUAGCUACACCGUGGGGAUUCAAAUGCGUGGAAGAUAAAUGCGUUCGGACGCUAAUUACUGUGGAUAAUUGGCGGUAUCUCGACAGCUUAUCUGUGUGUCACCUCAAGUGCGAAAGGUACGGCACACUCCUGCCUCAGCCCACCAUCCAGACGCACAUCAGUGAUACCGUCGAGGCGAUCAGUGUGUGUGGAAUGGAGUUUAUAGGUGUUGAAGAUGAGGCCGUUCAGAAUCACCUCGAUGAAAGUAUCCAUCGAUUCUUUCAGCAUCUUGAGAAGAAGAAGACAGAAAAGCAUCCCCUGGCCAGAGGAUCAAAGGUCAGGGUUGAAUUUAAACUUGCUCAGAAUAAUCUAUCACUUACUUUGGACACCGAUGAGAGCUACAAAUUGCAAAUUAAUGGGGAUGUUGAGCAUGAAAUUAAAGUUCUUAUCGAAGGAGAAACCUACUUUGGUCUCCGGCACGGACUGGAGUCAUUGGCGCAACUUAUUGUGUACGAUAAUCUGCAGUAUCGAUACAAAAUACCAAAGAGAGUGGAGAUUGAAGAUAGGCCUGCCUAUCGACAUCGUGGAAUUCUCUUGGACACGGUUAGACAAUUUUAUACUGUUGACUCCAUUAAGAGGACACUCGAUACAAUGGCAAUUGUUAAGCUGAAUGUCUUUCACUGGCACAUUACUGAUGCCAACAGUUACCCCAUGAAGUUAAAGAACUUCCCCGAUAUGGCGAGGUUUGGUGCGUAUGGUCCUCAUAAAGUUUACACAGUCAAUGAUAUGAAGGAGGUAGUGAUAAUAAAUACAAAUGAGGAAGGAGACUAUCAGAGAAUAAUCUUUUUUUUUCAUUUCCAGGUUGUUCGCUAUGCUCGUGUACGAGGAAUUCGAGUUAUUCCGGAAUUUGAUGCUCCAGCUCAUGUGGCAGAAGGUUGGCAAUUAACAGACUUUGUUACAUGUUACAAUGCCCAGCCAUGGUCACAGUUUUGUGCAGGUCCACCAUGUGGACAGUUGGAUCCCACCCGGGCGGAUCUCUAUAAUGUUCUUGAAGAGAUCUACCGUGAGAUGAAUGAAGUUUUCGAUUAUCCAGAUAUGUUUCACAUGGGCGGAGAUGAGGUUUACCCAUCAUGUUGGAACACCAGCACACACAUUCAGCAGUGGAUGAUUGAAAGAGGCUGGCAAUUGCGCAGGGAGGAUUUUGUGGAGCUCUGGAAUCAUUUUCAAUCUCACGCCCAUGAACGUCUCAAAGCAGCCGCAUCACAAACACGUGCGAUUCUCUGGACGGGAACACUCACCGAGCCGAAUUUUGUAGAGCGUUUCUUACCACAGGAAGACUACAUUAUUCAGGUCUGGACAGAGGGAUCGGGUGCAGCGUCACAUGUGCCGCAUCUUCUGGCACGCGGGUAUGAUCUCAUCAUUUCAAACAGCGACGCCCUCUAUCUCGACUGUGGCUUUGGGCUAUAUGUCGAUGAGGGCGUGAACUGGUGUAGUCCCUAUAAGCCAUGGUCUAAGAUCUAUAACAAUAACAUCACAGCUAUGGGCGGAGAGCGUCGUGAGCAGAUCUUGGGCGCUGAAGCUUGCCUGUGGUCGUCCAUUUCCAGCGAAGACUCUCUUGAUUCGCGUUUAUGGCCCCGUGCUAGUGCCCUUGCAGAGCGUCUUUGGUCAGAUCCGGAGACAAACUUCCGGGGAGUAGAACGACGAAUUUUACUCCACAGACGGGAUCUUAUUAAUCUCGGUAUCGCAGCUGAGAGUAUUCAACCUGAUUGGUGCCUCCAGAAUCCCUUUUAUUGCGUACGAUGAGCUUGCUGGAGAUUUGGCCAAAUGAAAAAUAGGUCUUGAAGAUUUUCUUGGAUAAUGAAAUGAUAAAUAUUUUAAAUUGAUUGAGUAAUUUAGCAAAGAAAAAUGUUUUUUUUUUUUAAAAUAUUUUAUAAAAUCACACAGCUCUUAAAAAUGAAUAAACUCUAUUUAAAAUAA
This is a messenger RNA of Lutzomyia longipalpis, 2286 nucleotides long. Its product is annotated as chitooligosaccharidolytic beta-N-acetylglucosaminidase-like. The transcript has 2 exons. Lineage: Eukaryota; Metazoa; Arthropoda; Insecta; Diptera; Psychodidae. Gene Ontology annotation, biological process: carbohydrate metabolic process; ganglioside catabolic process; glycosaminoglycan metabolic process. Bases 1 to 2112 code for a protein of 703 amino acids. Gene Ontology annotation, cellular component: membrane. Gene Ontology annotation, molecular function: beta-N-acetylhexosaminidase activity. The record is from RefSeq and is a predicted model, not a curated record.